AAAAAGAAAAAGGUUUAUGAGCCUGUCAAUAAUAACACGGCCGAAGAGACAGUGGCAAAGCAUCGUAACGAAGAGGUGGAAGAAUCGAAAACAACAAGACAGCGAAAAUCGAGAAAACGUGGAGCUGAGAAAUCUGAAGCUAUAACAUUAAAAUCAGAAUCACAUGAACAUUCUAAUACACGUACCAAUCGUAAUACUACGUCGAAAUCAAAAGAAAAGACAUAUCGUACGUCAAAAUCAAAGCGACGAACUUCAUCCAAGGAGGCCGCUGUUUUUUCGACACCUCAUUCACCUGCGACACCGGCAUCAGAACUGAUAACCUUUUUAAAACCAGACACGGCAAUGCCUACUGGAUCAAGAAAGAGUCAGAGAUCGUCAUUAGCGUUCGGGAUGAAGGUGCCUCAUGUGUUGGGUCUGCGGAAGGAAUUCUCGUUGCCGGAUGACGAGUAUUCGGAUAUGAUGAAACGAAGGCUCGCUCGAUAUGAAGUUUCGAAUUCAAGAAAUAAGA
Molecule: messenger RNA, 508 nt
Organism: Paraglomus occultum
Lineage: Eukaryota; Fungi; Glomeromycota; Glomeromycetes; Paraglomerales; Paraglomeraceae
Source: the annotation of a GenBank genome assembly